AUGUCUGAGGUUGAUGUCGUUACCAAGGUUGGAGCUGAAGUAGGCGACAUCAAGCUUGCUCGUACGUCGUUUGACUCGCUCAUCAAGUCAAAUCCUAAACAUCGUAUUGCGGCUGCACGUUCGGAAGAAUGCGCUGGCCUUAUGGUUGCUGCAAGGGAGCUUACAAAGCAGGUUGCCAAAGGCGUUCCAAAAGCGAUGAUGGUCGGUUCGGAAGGUUACACGUACGUGAACCGCGGUACUCCCUGCGCUGUCGCCGCACUAGAGAAUAUUUUUAACUCCGUUCGGGAAGCUGUCAACCUUGAAGAACCAGCUGCGGACGCGCUCGCCAAGGACGUCGUCGAACAGGACUAUUACAAGUCCGUAUGUAUCGUGAUUACGACCCAUACAGACGAUGACAGCGGUGAUCCGUUCAUUGGCCUCUCGCACAUCCUUAUUAUCCACUUUAAACUGGUUGACCACGUGACUACUGGGAGCCCGGUUGACAUCGUCCACCAAUUUUUGGCGCCGUAUUUUCCAUAUGGUGGUCUCCGCAAGCUCGACGUAGUCUUUGAUCUAGGCACUUCUUUGAAAGUUAAAGGUUACAACGAACAAUCCAUGGAGCUUGCCAAGGACGUCGUCGAACAGGACCAUUACAAGUCCGUAUGUAUCGUGAUUACGACCCAUACAGACGAUGACCGCGGUGAUCCGUUCAUUGGCCGUAAAACAGGAGACAUAAGAUCUGAAACCAACGGCGCAGCAACGCUGCAAUGCACCCGAUACGCAUGGUCCCACGCUACAGCACGGUGGUGGAUCGACAACCCCUCGGAGGAGUACGAGCAAGUGAGACCAACGACAAAGCUGGGAAGAUCAGCCCCUUCUACCGGUUGGUUUCGGCGAGAAGCACGAAGGAGAAACCUGAUGGGGCUGGAGGACUUCCAAUGCCCGCCGAACUUGAUUUGA
This is a messenger RNA of Suillus discolor, 939 nucleotides long. RefSeq lists its product as uncharacterized. The record is from RefSeq and is a predicted model, not a curated record. The transcript has 3 exons. Bases 1 to 939 code for a protein of 312 amino acids. Lineage: Eukaryota; Fungi; Basidiomycota; Agaricomycetes; Boletales; Suillaceae.